This is a messenger RNA of Cottoperca gobio, 1193 nucleotides long. It is a transcript of the gene fgf8a, whose product is annotated as fibroblast growth factor 8a. The record is from RefSeq and is a predicted model, not a curated record. Gene Ontology annotation, molecular function: growth factor activity. Lineage: Eukaryota; Metazoa; Chordata; Actinopteri; Perciformes; Bovichtidae. The coding region runs from base 421 to 1059 and encodes 212 amino acids. The transcript has 5 exons.
CAGCGAGAGCACCCAGUCUGUCUGCUCUACAACGGGAACACACACACCUGAAGGCCGCAGAGGAGCACGGGAUUACAAACCGAGGAAUUGUCUGACAGCCCGGAUCAAAAAAACCGUACGGCUUCACAAAAACUUCAAUUUAUAACUCAGCUUCUGCAAGUGCUCUUAGACUAUGCAGAGCCUUGAGACAGAAACACAUUGAUCACUGCUCCUCGGCUGAGUGUGUUAUGGACAUUUAUUUGAUGAGGGAUGUGCCCGCUGUGCACGCAUGAGCCUCUCUGUCAGCACCUCUGACCUUUCCGUGGAUUUCGGUGAAAUCUUUGGUCUUGAUAGUUUGAUUUGUAAAGAUCAGCUGGACUGUGCCGCUCUGAAAGGAUCCUGGUGAUAAUUUACUGGAAGAGCUUUUCACCUCCAUCCAACAUGCGAGCCCUCCCAUCCAGACUCAGCUAUCUGUGUCUACACUUAUUUGCAUUGUGCUACUAUGCUCAGGUAACCAAUCAGUCCCCGCCUAAUUUCACGCAGCAUGUAAGCGAGCAGAGCAAAGUGACGGACCGCGUGAGCCGCAGGUUGAUCCGGAUCUACCAGCUGUACAGCCGGACCAGCGGCAAGCACGUGCAGGUCCUGCCCAACAAGAAGAUCAACGCCAUGGCAGACGAUGGAGAUGUGCACGCUAAACUCGUUGUGGAAACGGACACCUUUGGGAGCCGAGUGCGCAUCAAGGGAGCUGAGACGGGCUUCUACAUCUGCAUGAAUAAGAGGGGGAAGCUCAUCGGCAAGAAGAACGGGCAGGGUCGGGACUGUAUCUUCACAGAGAUCGUGCUGGAGAACAACUACACUGCUCUGAGGAACGCGCGCUAUGAAAGCUGGUACAUGGCCUUCACGCGCCGCGGGCGGCCCCGGAAAGGUUCGCGGACGCGCCAACACCAGCGCGAGGUCCACUUCAUGAAGAGGCUGCCGAAGGGGACGCAGCCCGCCCUCACGAGCCACCACCGCCCGUUCGACUUCAUCCACUACCCGUUCAACCAAAGGACUAAACGCACGCGCUACUCGGAGCGCUGAAGAGGGAAAACAGAAAAGACGGAGAGGAAGAGGAUGUGAUAGACUGACAGAAAGACUCCUCUGCUCUCCUCAUUUUAUACUGAGCAUUACUAUAUCUCAAUAUGUAGGUUGUUUUCUAUUUUUGUCCAAUUCCA